Aspergillus nidulans FGSC A4 is the source of this 3231-nucleotide messenger RNA. Its product is annotated as ribosome biosynthesis protein KRE33. Bases 1 to 3231 code for a protein of 1076 amino acids. Lineage: Eukaryota; Fungi; Ascomycota; Eurotiomycetes; Eurotiales; Aspergillaceae. The record is from RefSeq and is a predicted model, not a curated record. The transcript is spliced from 3 exons.
AUGCCUCGGAAAGCGAUUGACUCGCGCAUUCCGGCGCUUAUUCAGAAUAGCAUUCAGGAGAAGAAGCGCAACUUCUUCGUUGUCGUGGGUGACCGCGCAAAAGAUAUCAUCGUCAACCUUUACCAUAUCAGAUCGCAAUUCGAUGUUAAGCAGAACAAGUCCGUGCUAUGGGCCUACAAGAAGGACCUCCUGGGCUUUACAAGCCAUCGAAAGAAGCGGGAGGCAAAAAUAAAGAGGGAGGUAAAACGGGGCAUUCGAGAACCGAAUGAGGAGGACCCUUUCGAACUGUUUGUCACCCUCAAUCAGAUCCGUUAUGUGUACUAUAAGGAAACGGAGAAGAUUCUGGGAAACACAUAUGGCAUGUGUAUCCUCCAGGACUUUGAGGCGAUCACACCAAAUCUCCUCGCGCGAACCAUCGAGACAGUCGAAGGCGGCGGUACAGUGAUCAUGCUAUUGAAGAGCAUGAACAGUUUAAAACAGCUCUACACGUUAUCGAUGGACAUUCACUCGAGAUACCGAACGGAGGCACACGAUGAUGUGGUCGCACGAUUUAACGAGCGUUUCAUCCUGUCCCUUGGUAGCUGCGACUCCUGCUUGGUCAUCGACGACGAGAUGAAUGUGCUGCCAAUUUCCGGCGGAAAGAAUGUGAAGCCGCUUCCACCACCCGAUGAGACUGAUGGAACUAGCAAGGGUACAAAGAAGGAACUGGAGAAGAUUAAAGAUGAUCUGGCAGAGUCCCAGCCUGUUGGGUCCCUGGUCAACCUGGCACGAACUGUUGACCAAGCUAAGGCACUGCUCACUUUCGUCGAUGCGAUUGCCGAAAAAACGCUUCGAAGCACUGUUACGCUGACUGCCGCCAGAGGUCGCGGUAAAUCCGCAGCUCUUGGUGUCGCUAUCGCGGCGGCAAUUGCCUACGGUUACAGCAACAUCUUCAUCACCUCGCCAAGUCCGGAGAACUUGAAGACUUUGUUUGAAUUCAUCUUCAAGGGCUUUGAUGCUCUCGGCUAUGCCGACCACGCCGAUUACACCAUUCUCCAGUCUACCAACCCUGAUUUCAACAAGGCUAUUGUUCGCGUCAACAUCCAUCGCCAACAUCGCCAGACAAUUCAAUACAUUCAACCUCAGGACGCUCAUGUGCUAGGACAGGCAGAACUCCUGGUCAUUGAUGAAGCCGCAGCCAUUCCGUUACCGCUCGUCCGAAAGCUGAUGGGCCCGUAUCUAGUUUUCAUGGCUUCCACAAUAAACGGUUACGAGGGAACUGGCAGGUCUCUCUCUCUAAAACUGAUCCAACAGCUCCGCGAACAAUCAAGAGGCGGUGCAAAGAUUGCCGGGGAUGACACUGAUGUUGCUUCGCGAGCGACUGGAAAGAUUGAGAAGAACUCCGACAAGGGCUUAGGUGGUCGGUCACUGCGAGAAAUCACUCUGUCCGAACCUAUCAGAUACGCCCCUGGUGACUCUGUCGAGAAGUGGUUGAAUAGGGUUCUAUGUCUCGAUGCGACACUACCGAAGUCAAAAAUGAACACUCAGGGAUGCCCUCAUCCCUCUCAAUGCCAGCUGCUCCAGGUAAACCGAGACACUCUGUUCUCGUUCCAUCCUGUCUCCGAAAAGUUCCUCCAGCAGAUGAUGGCUCUUUAUGUCGCCAGCCACUACAAGAACACUCCCAAUGAUCUCCAACUGAUGAGCGAUGCCCCAGCACACCAGCUGUUUGUGCUCGUCCCACCGAUUGACGAGGACGCCGCCAAGUUACCAGAGCCACUUUGCGUCAUCCAGGUUGCCCUGGAAGGUCGCAUUAGCCGACAGAGCGUUCUCAACAGCUUGAGCCGUGGUCAGCGAGCUGGUGGCGAUUUGAUCCCCUGGCUUGUCAGCCAACAGUUCCAAGAUGAAGAUUUCGCCAGUCUCUCUGGAGCUCGAAUUGUCCGCAUCGCCACGAACCCUGAAUACCUGAGCAUGGGCUAUGGAUCCCGCGCUUUGGAGCUCUUGGUAGACUUCUUUGAAGGUAAAUUCACCGACUUGUCAGAAAACAUUGUGGACACCCAAGAAGAGAUGGUCCGGGUUACCGACGAAGAGCUCGCAAACUCGAACCUACUCGAUGACAACAUUCAAGUCCGCGAUAUCCGCUCCAUGCCGCCGCUUUUUGGCAAGCUGUCCGAGCGUCGACCAGAUCAGUUGGACUAUCUCGGCGUCAGCUACGGUCUCACACCAGCCCUCCACAAAUUCUGGAAGCGAGCUUCUUUCACCCCUGUAUACCUCCGCCAAACACCAAACGACCUCACCGGCGAACACUCGUGCGUCAUGCUUCGAACGCUUUCUACUGGCUCAAACGACAUCAGCUGGCUCGGUGCUUUCGCGCGCGACUUCCACCGCCGCUUCAUCUCCCUUCUUUCCUACCAAUUCCGAACAUUCGCAUCCGUCCUCUCCCUCAGCAUCGGCGAGUCCGCGACUGCAGGCGCCAAGCUCGACCCGUCUCUCGCCCCGUCGCCUCUCACAAAAUCCGAUCUCGAUGCAGCCUUCUCCCCCUUCGACCUUAAGCGCCUAGACAGCUAUGCAAACAACCUUCUCGACUACCACGUCAUCCUAGAUAUGGUGCCCAUCAUUGCAACAUGGUACUUCUCCGGCCGCCUUGCUGGUAAAGUCAACCUCUCCGGUGUGCAGCAGUCCAUCCUCCUCGCCAUCGGUUUGCAACGCAAAUCACUUGAUGACGUGGAGAAGGAACUCAGUCUCCCCUCAUCUCAAUUGCUCGCCAUGUUCCUUAAGAUCGUCCGUAAGGUCUCCACUCACUUCCGCUCUCUUGAAGAGAGCGCUGUCGCAGAUACCCUCCCUGCGGAGAAUGUACCCGCCACCUCAGCCGCCGCCGAUGCACAUGACGAAGUCGUCGACGAGCGCUUCAAGCCCCUCGAGACUAGUCUUGACGACGAGCUGCGUGAAGGCGGUGAGGAAAUCAACGCGGAGAUGCGCGAGAAACAGCGCGCCCUGAUUGAUGCAUUACCUCUCGACAAAUACGAGAUAAGUAAUGGCGAUGCAGGGUGGGAAGAAGCAGAGAAACAGAUCCGUUCUGGCGGCGCCGCAACCGUCAGCGUCAAGUCAUCGAAGCAAAAUAAACGCAAGAAGGGUGAGACUGCGCGAGAGAUAUACGAACAGGAGAUAGAGUCCAAGAGACAAAAGAUCAUCCAGAAAGGGACAGAGGGAAAGAAGAAGAAGAGGUUAAUCGGGUAUAUCCAAAAGUUGAAAUAG